CUUCCAGGUACCUGCCUUGUCUGAAUGGCAAGACUAGUACCCUGUCCCUUGGUGGUGUACCCUUGGCCAUGAUGGCAUCUCACCAAAUAUUUCAGCGAAAGCAACCACCCUAACACGCCAUGCAUGCACAUAAAUUCUCUGCCCACCUAAACUGUCAACUUCCAAAAGCUUCUCCUGCACCUGGCACACUCGUGCAUAAAUACGAGCUAACGCCAUCAGCACACAACCACACCAAGGCAGAACACGUACGUAGCCACCGCUCGCCAUGGCCGCCGCGCUCCUCCUGCUCAUGCCAAUAAUCCUUGCCGCCGUAGUACCAGCGGCAUCGGCGGCGGGCGGUGAGAAGAGCACGCACAUCAAGCUGUACUGGCACGACGUGGUGAGCGGGCCGAGCCCGACGGCGGUGCCGGUGGCGCGCGCGGCGGCGACCAACACCUCCAAGACGGGCUUCGGCGCGGUGGUGGUCAUCGACGACCCGCUCACCCAGGGCCCCGACCGCAAGUCCUCCAGGCCCCUGGGCCGCGCGCAGGGCACCUACAUCGCCGCCGGCAAGGACGCGGUGUCCCUGGCCAUGAACAUGAACUUCGUGUUCCAGGCCGGCCGGUACAACGGCAGCACCGUCGCCAUCGUGGGCCGGAACGCGGUGUUCGACGCCGUGAGGGAGAUGGCCAUCGUCGGCGGCACCGGCGCGUUCAGGAUGGCGCGAGGGUACGCGCAGGCGCGGACGCACACCCUCGAUCUCAAGACCGGCGACGCCACCGUCGAGUACAACCUCUACAUCAAGCACUACUGAUGGAGUAUCGGCUGGCUUUGAUUGUAAGCGAUUAUAUACGAGCAUGCAUGAAUUCUUGGUCAAGAAUAAAACUAGACUAAUAAUAGCUUUGUGCUUUUGGUGAAAAAAAAUGGUGUACAAUGCGUAAGUGGGCAUGCUAACACACCAUCAGACAAAGCUAGUGUGAACAUGUGUGUUCAUACCCAUCCGCCAUCAUCGUAUCACACGAUUUACUAUACAAAAGCUUUCCCUAGAAGAAGUUACUGUAGCAAGGGUGGUUUUUCCCUGUGGCCUAAUAAGUGGUAGCUCAUCUGGUAAAUUAAAGGCUCCCGAGAGAUGGAGAUGUAUCGAUGUUUAGUACUCCGUCUCUGCUCCUAUAUAUGAUGAUGCCAAGUGUUAAUUUUGUCCA
Molecule: messenger RNA, 1181 nt
Organism: Panicum virgatum (switchgrass)
Lineage: Eukaryota; Viridiplantae; Streptophyta; Magnoliopsida; Poales; Poaceae
Product: dirigent protein 22-like
Exons: 1
Coding region: 266-793 (175 amino acids)
Source: RefSeq, a predicted model, not a curated record